AUGCAAAAUUGCAUUUUCUGCACCUCUGCACGCACUCCAGCUUGUCAUCCUGCAAACCUGUCGCUUCAAGCUCGCCCUGCAAAGGAAGGUGAAUACGGUGCCACGCAUGGCAGACUUCGCCCCCAAUUUCGACGGCAUCCAGGUCUGUUCAGUGCUCAGGCGCAAGGAGUGACAGUCACUAGCAGGAGCAUUGCAACCGGAGCGGGGCCAAGCGACACCCCUCCUGAAGCGCCGAUUUCUGGGUUCAGCGUCCGACCAUUUUUGCAACUCGCACGUCUAGACAAGCCAAUCGGAACAUGGCUACUGUAUUGGCCGUGCGCAUGGUCGAUCACCCUUGCGUCACAAUACGUCGACGCACCAGUCAGCGUAGCGGCGUCCAACAUUUUACUAUUUGGAGUCGGUGCAGUUGUGAUGCGCGGCGCAGGCUGCACGAUCAAUGACAUGUGGGACGCCAAGAUGGACAGGCUAGUAGAGCGAACAAAAUCGCGGCCCAUCGCAUCGGGCCAAGUCUCGCACUUUCAGGCGCUUGUCUUUCUUGGCGCGCAGCUCAGCACUGGACUCGCCGUGCUGGUGAACCUCAACACAUACAGCAUUCUGCUAGGCGCAUCCUCCCUCAGUCUCGUGACCAUUUAUCCGUUGAUGAAGCGGAUCACCUAUUGGCCGCAGUUCGUCCUUGGCCUCGCAUUCAAUUGGGGUACUCUUCUCGGCUGGUCAGCAGUCGCGGGGAGCUGCAAUUGGCCGAUCUUGCUGCCCAUGUACGCUGGCAGCGUCGCUUGGACGCUUGUCUAUGACACGAUCUAUGCACACCAGGACAAAGUUGACGAUGUGACGGCUGGCGUCAAGUCCACUGCGCUUCUGUUCAGCGAGCAAACCAAGCCGAUUCUCUCCGCCUUCUCGACCAUCUUUCUGAGCAGCAUGGCGUUCUCUCUGCUCUUCCAAAUGGCCGUCCUGUCGGAACACCCAGCGUUCUUUGCGGCGCUUGGUGCAGCUGGUGCGCAGCUUGCGUGGCAGGUCGGCACGGCCAAUUUGGACAGUCGAGCGGAUUGCUGGAGAAAAUUUGUCAGCAACCAGUACCUCGGUCUGCUCAUCUGGCUCGGUUUGGCGGUGGACUAUGGUCUUCACAUUUGGAAGUUGCAAGGCGAGGAGGCAAUGGAGGGCCAUGUAGAAGACUCAAUUAAGGGUCGUCCUCGUUUGGUGUAG
Messenger RNA from Tilletiaria anomala UBC 951, 1200 nucleotides. RefSeq names its product 4-hydroxybenzoate polyprenyl transferase. NCBI's taxonomy places the organism in Eukaryota, Fungi, Basidiomycota, Exobasidiomycetes, Georgefischeriales, Tilletiariaceae. The record is from RefSeq and is a predicted model, not a curated record. The transcript is spliced from 6 exons. The coding region runs from base 1 to 1200 and encodes 399 amino acids. Gene Ontology annotation, molecular function: 4-hydroxybenzoate polyprenyltransferase activity. Gene Ontology annotation, biological process: ubiquinone biosynthetic process. Gene Ontology annotation, cellular component: mitochondrial inner membrane.